Nylanderia fulva is the source of this 2322-nucleotide messenger RNA. The record is from RefSeq and is a predicted model, not a curated record. NCBI's taxonomy places the organism in Eukaryota, Metazoa, Arthropoda, Insecta, Hymenoptera, Formicidae.
CCAGAUCGGUUUAUUUCUUUGUGUUUGGCAUUUGUUUGAAUCGAGGAAGUCGAGUAAUUUUCAAAAAAUGGACGACAAAGAAUUUCGUGUGUUGAUUAAACAUUACUUUAUGAAAAGCAAAACGCCUCAGGAGACUAAAGAGAAGCUUGAUAAACAUUAUGGUGACUCUGCACCUUUGAUUAGAACAGUUUAUAAGUGGUUUCAAAAUUUUCGGAGUGGCCAUAUGGGCCCAAGUGACGCUGAACGUUCUGGACGCCCUGUUGAGGUUACUACUCCAGAAAUUAUUGAUAAAAUCCAUGAUAUGGUGAUGGAUGACAGAAGAGUGAAGGUGCGUGAGAUUGCUAGUGCCGUGGGCAUCUCGAAUGAACGGGUACAUAAUAUUUUGCAUCAACAUUUGGACAUGACAAAGCUAUCUGUAAGAUGGGUGCCGCGAUUGUUCACGCUUGACCAAAAACGCAAUCGUGUGAAGUGUUGCAAGGACGGUUUGCAGCUGUUCCAGAAGAAUCCGCAGGACUUUAAGCGUCAUUUCGUCACUGUGGAUGAAACAUGGAUACAUAACUACAUUCCUGAGAUCAAAGAACAAUCUAAACAAUGGGUUACCAAGGGAAAAUCUGCGCCAAAAAAGGUGAAGACCGUUCCUUCGGCCGAAAAGAUUAUGGCGACUGUCUUUUGGGAUUCGCAAGGAAUAAUCCUCAUCGACUAUCUGGAAAAGGGUAAAACUAUUACAGGUGCAUAUUAUUCAUCGUUAUUGGACCGUUUGAAAACCGAGCUGCAAGUAAAACGCCCACGAUUGGCCCACAAAAAAGUCCUUUUCCAUCACGACAAUGCACCAGCUCACGCCUCAGCAGUUGUGGUCGCAAAAUUAAUGGAAAUAGGGUCCCAACUCGUUGCACAUCCCCCCUAUUCUCCAGACUUGACUCCCUCGGACUAUUAUUUGUUCCCCAAUUUGAAGAAAUGGCUGGCGGGAAAAAGAUUUUAUUCAAACGAGGAGGUGAUUGCAGAAACGAAUGGCUAUUUUUCUUCCUCGAUUCAAACAAAUGCCAAACACAAAGAAAUAGAUCGAUCUGGCUGAAACUUGGUGUGUGUUCUUCCAAGAGAUGCUACUAACUAAACAUAACCUCGAUACGCGCCAGUAGUGCUAUCUCUCUGACUUUGCACGGACUUUUCAAACGAUCCUCGUAUGUUCGUAUCAUCCUUGGACCCGACGAAUAUCAUUCCGAGCUACUCUGCUCCAAGUCGCGUGUGGCCCCGCUCAGGGCUGUAUCAUUACCGCGGCUUGAACUGACAGCCGCAGUUUUACUAUCUCAGUUGAUAGUUAAGGUAAAGGACUCGCUGGAAACGCCAAUCCAAACAUUUCUAUGGUCGGAUUCCACGAGUGCAUUAAACUGGAUAUCAUCGCCGAUAUAUCAUCUUCCCGAAAUUGGUCCAUAUUCGUGGCAAAUAGAGUUGGCGAAAUUCAACGGCUCACGGACAUCAACGAAUGGCGCCAUGUUUCUUUGCCCGACAAUCCCGCUGACUCUACUCUCUCGUGGCUUGUAUCCACAUGACUUGGUAUCGUCGUUCAGGUGGUGGCACGGGCCCAGCUUUCUGAUAUCUCACGAACAAUCCUGGCCGAAUGAGAGUUUUGCCCAUUCAAAGGACGACCAACCCGAGCAAAAAAAGGUAGUCGCAGUCGUCGUCGAAAUGAAGCAAUGCGCGAUAAUCGAACUGCUACAAAGAUAAUCUAAUUUAAAGGUUUGACGAAUUAUCGCGUAUUGCAGGAGAAUGUCAAAAAUUCAUCGUCCAAUCUCAUCAACCAACGUAAUCUCUGCUGCUGAAAGGUCAUCCACGUUGGAAACCAUAUGCAAGAUUGUGCAACAACAAAUGUUCAAUAGCGAAUACGAAGCUCUAAAAUUGGGCAAGCCUAUCAAUUUGAGCAACCGUUUAUUGUCGUUGGCUUUGUUUAUGGGUCAAGACGGAUUGAUUCGGGUAGGCGGGAGAUUCAAAAACUCCGAUUUGAUAUUUGACGCGUGUCACCCGAUAUUGUUGCCGCGCAAUCACAACCUGACUCAAAAGCUAAUAAGGCAGGAACAUGUGCGAAACAUGCACGCCGGAGUGCAGGCCACAAUGGCCUCGUUGAGACAACGUUUCCGAUGUCCUUGCAAUCCGCCACGCAAAAAAUUAUUCAAGAGUGCAUAAUAUGUUUUAGAUCAAAGCCGCGGUUUUCCGAAGCUAUCAUGGGAUCGUUACCCUCUAGCCGCGUAACACCGUCUAGGCCGUUCGCGCACUGCGGGGUAGAUUACGCGGACCCGAUUACAUUACGUGAAGAAAACAGACGCAACG